AUCAACGAUCCCACCUUCCGUCCUGGCAACGCUCGAUCGACAUGUAAGCAUGGUCGCGAAAGGACGUAAGGCGACCAGCCGGAGCACUGCCCGACUGGGGCCGAGCGGCGGCAAUGAAGAGCGCGACAUUUACCAGCAGAUGCUGGCAGAGGCUGGUGUUUCUGCACAUGAGGAUGUUUCCUCCGAACCGCCUCUGAAACGGCGAAGAAGAACGGCAAACCACGAAGAUGAAAAGGUUUUGGACUCCGGGGCUUCAACUCAUGCAAAAGCCCAGGCGGCUGAUGGAUCCGCAAGUGAAGAUGAAGAUGAAGACGUGGAAUUCCAGGACGUGGUCAUCCCAGAACCUACGCUGCAGACACUGGAGCUGGACACGGAUGAAGAGGAUGAGGAUGACGAAGACGAGGAUGAAAGGAAUUUUGAGGACAUGGACUUUGCGAAGCCGCUGGGCGACGCAAAACCCGCCGAACCAGCUUCUUUGGAACUCAACCUCACGGCGCAGCAGUCCGCCACGAUGCCAGGCAGGGCCAGAGAGAGACGCAAGCCCAUCACCAGGGAGGAAAAAGAGCGCCGCAUUCAAAUCCAUCAAGUCCAUCUCUUAUGUCUCCUUUCUCACGUCUCGCGCCGCAACCGCUGGUGCAACGACACCAAAGUUCAGGAGUCUCUGCGCCCGCAUCUUGAUGCGAAGACGAUCAAUUACCUCAACCCAGGAUCCAAUCUGUCGCAGUUUGGCCAGGCGGAGAGCUUGAAGAAUGGGCUCAAGCAGGCAGGAAUCAUGUGGGAGAAUAAGUUUCAGAUCAAAGAGAGAGGGUUACGACGUGCUCUAUGGGCAGAGGAUCCAGCCCAACUUCAAGAUUAUGAGCCUCCAAGUGACAUGGAUUCGUGCCUAGACCGCAAAGACUUUCAGAAGAUGGCGAGAAAUCUGCAGGGCUCGCGUGAUGUCGGCGCACAGCUGUACUGCGCGCUGCUGAGGAGCAUAGGCGUCCGGGCAAGGCUGGUCUGCUCACUUCAGCCGCUUUCUUUUCACUCGAGCGCGCCGUCGCUCCCGAAGCCCAAGAAGAACGCGACUCCCACGAAGUCAUCGCACAAGGAGCGGGCUCGCGAGGCGCUCGCCAAGUAUGAAGCUCUCGCCGAAAGCGCGAGUGCGGCAUCCCCUAGCAGCGCAACUGCGCGUCGACGGCUGGGCCACCCCAACGCGACGGCAUACAACUUUGCCCCGGUCCAGCCCCCUCCUGGGCAGAGUCGGGCUUUCGACGCCCCGAUAAAAAUUCGAGAGUCCCCGUACCCGGUGUACUGGGUCGAGGUCCUUGACGUUGGACAUCAAAAGUGGCAACCCGUGGACCCCGUCGUACUACACACAUUCUGGAAGCCCAAGGUCUUUGAGCCGCCCAUUACGGACAAGGAAAACUGCCUCUCUUAUGUGGUGGCGUUUGAGGCCGACGGGACGGCCCGAGACGUCACGCGGCGCUACGCGAAGGCAUACACGGCCAAGACACGCAGGCUGCGCGUGGAGAGCGCACGCGACGACGGUGGGCAAUGGUGGCAAAGGGUCAUGAAACUCUACCGACCGAUUAGGCGUACCGACCUCGACCAGAUUGAGGAGACAGAGCUGGCUGCAGUGGAGGCAAGAGAGCCCAUGCCACGCAACGUUCAGGACUUUAAGGAUCACCCUGUAUUUGCGCUGGAACGGCAUCUCCGAAGGCACGAGGUCUUGGUGCCCGAGGCGAGGCCGUCCGGAACGGUCGCAACAGGCAGCCGGGGGCCCUUGGAGAAGAUAUUUCGUCGCAAAGACGUUCGCGUCGCAAAGAGCGCCGACAAGUGGUAUCGCCUUGGUCGGGAGGUCAAGGCGAACGAGAUUCCCGCCAAGUGGCUCCCGAAGAAGGCCCAGCCAGAGAACUCACGAUACGACAAGGAAGACGCGCAGCCUGACGGCGACGUCGUGGGCAUCCCUCUAUACACACAGGAUCAGACGGAACUCUACGAACCACCGCCCGUUCGCAAUGGGCGUGUGCCGAAGAACAAGUUCGGAAAUAUCGAGGUCUACGUGCCCCACAUGGUCCCGCGAGGGGCCGUCCAUAUCAUUCACGAACAUGCCACUCGCGCGGCCAUCAUUCUUGGGGUCGACUUCGCCCCGGCCCUGACGGGGUUCCAAUUUAAGGGCCGACAGGGCACCGCGGUGCUGCACGGCAUCGUCGUGGCGGCCGAGUUCGAAGAAGCAGUGCGGAAUGUCAUUGACGGCUUGGGCGACGUGCAGCAGGAGCUCGAGGACGAGCGCAGGAGGCUUGUCGCGCUCAGGAUGUGGAGGAAGCUCCUCAUGGGCCUGCGGAUCCGUGAGAGGAUCUGGAGUGGCGUAGACGAAGCGGAGAAGCGAGAGGCUGACAGACAGGCGGAGCUGGACGCCGGCGCCGGCGCCAUGGCGGAUGAUGAUGAUGAUGAUGAUGAUGCCGCGGGUGAGAGCGACGCGACGGAGGAGUUUGACAUGAUUGUCAACAACGAUGAGGAUGAUGAUAUGAUGGCAGGUGGGUUUAUCGUGGAGUAGUUGGUGGAUAGAUCCAUCUGAGCACAGGGCCGCACAAGGUUUCAGGCGGGCCGUUCUGCGCCUUGUGUUUCAUGUUUAGCUGGGUGUGCGCCUCGCAAGCUUGUCCGGGAUUUACGCUUUGGUCCUGCCGGCAGUCCCAUUCGAGUCGACGAAUCCUUUUUAUCUCGGCGGAUCGCGGUGGCUCUUGCAGGGAAAAUGGAGAGCGCGCGAUGGAGGCGGAACCUACGAACCGCGGCUCGCUGGUUCAUGUGACGAUAGUACGUAGGUAGUAGUAGAGAGGCAGGGAAAUAGAUGCUUCAUGUGAAGGUUAUAUGAUUGCAGG
This is a messenger RNA of Purpureocillium takamizusanense, 2858 nucleotides long. RefSeq lists its product as uncharacterized. Lineage: Eukaryota; Fungi; Ascomycota; Sordariomycetes; Hypocreales; Ophiocordycipitaceae. The transcript is spliced from 2 exons. The record is from RefSeq and is a predicted model, not a curated record. Gene Ontology annotation, molecular function: damaged DNA binding; single-stranded DNA binding. Gene Ontology annotation, biological process: mismatch repair; nucleotide-excision repair. Bases 50 to 2536 code for a protein of 828 amino acids. Gene Ontology annotation, cellular component: cytoplasm; nucleotide-excision repair factor 2 complex; nucleus.